GGAUAUUUUGUUAUUCGGCAUGCAUUAUUGAUCUUCACCAGCGCUCAAGGUAGUAGGUACCAAUGGCUGUAUUGCAUUAGCUGAACCUUAGUAAAUCGGUUCAAGCCUAACAUGGGCAGCACAAUUUAGCGCCGUUCUACUGACCCACCAGCAUUCUGAGAGUUGUAAGCCUGCCUCUCAACAUCUGCAGAAAGAUUCCUACGAGGGUUUGGCCACGACGUGACACGAUACUUCGGGCUCGUAACAUCAUUUCGCCGGCAGCUGGACGCAGAACUGCAGUCCCAGAGCUACUUUCUCGUAGGCCAGGAUCAAUAUCAUCACAACACUCUCAGGUCGUCCUCAUGGCAAUCUUCGAAGCGUUGGAUCGUCUUGUUACGACAAGCCUCGCCAUUCCGUUCUUCAGCCUUUUAGCCAUUGGCUUCAUCUUCUCAUAUCUCUUCCAAAAGCCAUCCUUUCCAAGCAAUGCACCGCCCCUCACCAAAGAGUCAUGGCCCAUAAUUGGCAGCCCAGCAUUCUUCAGCGAACGAUGGAGUUUCUAUCAGCGAGCACACAAAGCGAGCAAGUCUGGCCAUUUCUCCUUCUACGCAGGUCAAAAUCCUGUGAUCGGGCUCUCCGCCGUCGAGGAGUCGUCGCGAAGACUAUUCUUCGACUCCAAAGCUUUGAGUGCAGCAGAAGCAUAUUCAGUGCUGCUCGCCGGCGUUCCUACUGUAAAGAGGAAUAUCGUGGUAAAUCCCAAGUCCGAGGACCUCAAUCUCACAGACAAGGAUGCAAAGCUUCGAUACCGAAUGAUCACCAUGAUGAAAAGCGAGAAGCUUUCUGGUUGCAUUCCCUGGAUGAUCAAAGAUGUCCGGAAUGCGCUCGAUGAGUUGAAGAAGGACCCAAAAGCAUUCACCGACCCGUUCCAAAGCAUAUAUCGCAUUGUGUUCCAGCUGACUGUACGACUCUCUGCAUGCGAUGAGCUGGCCGAUGAUCCUGUCCUGCGAGAGCAGACACUGCACUACUUUGAGCAGAUUGCUGGCGCGACAAGUCCUCUGACUAUCAUGUUUCCAUGGAUACCAUCUUGGGGCAAGGUCAUGCGGACUUAUGGCGGAGUCCGGCUUUUCAUGAUUUUUAAGAAGUUGACGGACCAGAGAAAAGUCGGCGACAAGUUCAACGAUACACUCCAGAUGUUGGUCAAUCUCAAAGAUACCCCAGUCGCUGUAAUCGAGUUUGUGAUCAGCAGUCUCUUCGCAGGCCAGAACAACACAGGUAUUCAAGGAGCGUGGAUUCUGACGCAAUUGGCUCAUAACAUCGAAUGGCAGCGACGAGUGCGUGAAGAAGUUGUGGCCGUAGCCAACGAGUACUGCCACGACACCGAACUUCCUCUUGCGGAGCGUCUUUCCAAGGUGCCGUUUGACGCUUGGGACAAGGAAUUCCCAAUGAUAUAUUUGUGCCUGAGAGAGACGAUGCGUCUUGGCAUGCCAGGAACAGCUUUCCGGAAGAAUAUCUCUGACCAAAACAUUCUGAUUCCUGGCACAGAAGAGGUUAUUCCACCGAAUACAUAUGUUGCGAUGCAUGUCUUUGACGCUCACCUCAAUGCGGACGUUUAUGAUGAGCCGAUUAAAUGGGAUCCGUCCCGUUAUCUGCCCGAUCGUGCGGAGGACAAACGGCAAAUCUAUUCAUGGAUGGGCUGGGGCCACGGCAGACAUCCAUGCCUGGGCAUCCGCUUCGCCAGAUUGGAGAUCAACAUGAUCAUCGCCUUUUGGUUUGCUUAUUUUGAGGAGUUUGAGCAUCUUGAUGCUGCAGGAAACAAGGCUUCGGAGGCGCCUGCUUUCAACAACGAUGAUGUCGGCACUCAUCUGCCACAGAGCAAGGUGUACCUCAAGUAUAAUCCAUCAUAGCGCGGAGAGACUUACUCAGCAUGCAUAUCUUGCCAAAUCCUUCGUCGGUCAAGCAGCGGCGUCCUCUGCGUUGCGCCGACAAGAUGCUCCUUGACUGCGAAUCUCAAGCUCUGUAUACACCUAUGGUGCUCUUCACGGGUCUCGACCGUAGUACAUGUCUCUGCUCUUGCAUCCAUUCUAGACUUCGAACGACAAUGUUGAGGAUUUGAGGGAUCGUCAAGGGAAUGUGGUUGAAUGUCUUCGUCGUGUGAUCUCUGAAACCCAUCUUCUACGUCCAGAGGACCCUCGGUCAGACGUUCCUGAAUACUGGAACUUGCUCGUAGUUGGCGGAGAGAGGUAGUGCGUACGCGUGCGUUCUGUCAAUCUGGUAAGUUCGUGAAAGUCGACUAGUUUGCUAGCUUGAGAAUAUAUCAGCUCGGUCUCCGAUGGGUCCUGUGAGCUCGCAAUUAGUCUCCUGCAACGAGGGUCGAAUCGAGUCCAACGAUGCAGACGCCUGCACAAAAAGGCCCAACCGAGGCCGAACUGAAUGUGUGGCAAGUCUGCUCCCGCAUCAGGGCCAGUUUUUACGACCUCGAUCUUGACGCAAUCUCCAAUCUCAACGACGAAAUUGCACGUCUUAUCGACGAAGUCUUCCACGCAGCGGUGAAGGAGGCCUCAGAAGUAUGCCGCAAAGAGGAUGAAACUGGUCUAUUGCGCGUCAUGCACGCUAUCGAGAAGCGAAAGGGCGACAGGGCACUGCACGCGUUGCUCAAAAAGUGGAUUAUGCGAUAUUGCCGGUACUGCGCAGGUUGCUGGCUUCGCGCAUAGAUAUCUAGUUUCGACUCUUGAUUCGAGAGAGCGCGAGACGAUGGAAGCCCUGCUCAAACAGAUGUGCGAGACCAUGCUAGAGAGCGAGGAGGAGCACUGAUCGUUACCGAACGAUUCGGAUACUGCAGCAGCUGAUCAGCAAACACAGCAGAUAGUGGGCUGUAAGUCCCAUCCAGCCGAGUGGCAUCAAUGUCAACAGCGUCCAGGACGCAUUCCGACGGUGAAGGAACAAUUCGGAGUGUGUUCUUGCAAUGCAGGGUGCCGAGAAUGGCCGGUUGGCCAUGCUUGCUUUGCGUGUCGAAGCUA
Pseudocercospora fijiensis CIRAD86 is the source of this 2993-nucleotide messenger RNA. RefSeq lists its product as uncharacterized. The transcript is spliced from 3 exons. Gene Ontology annotation, biological process: sterol metabolic process. Lineage: Eukaryota; Fungi; Ascomycota; Dothideomycetes; Mycosphaerellales; Mycosphaerellaceae. The record is from RefSeq and is a predicted model, not a curated record. Gene Ontology annotation, molecular function: iron ion binding; monooxygenase activity; heme binding. The coding region runs from base 342 to 1880 and encodes 512 amino acids.